Messenger RNA from Chilo suppressalis (striped riceborer), 1317 nucleotides. The record is from the annotation of a GenBank genome assembly. NCBI's taxonomy places the organism in Eukaryota, Metazoa, Arthropoda, Insecta, Lepidoptera, Crambidae.
AUGCCGGCAGCGCGAAUUAUUAGACGGUUAUUUAGUCCUCGUACUGUUAAUUUUAGUGCUUGUUGCCAUAGAAAUGUGUCAAAAAUACAAGUUCGUCAAAGUGGUACCGUAGGUGCAAAAUCGAAUUUAUAUCUUCCAGUCGUUUUGAAGGCACGAAAUCUAGGCUUAGGACCUACAUCGAAAGAUUUUGAGGACCCAGCUCAAUUUACCGGACCACUGACAAAAGCACACGCAACAGAACUUGUUCUUCAUAUGAACAAUGACGAGAGGAAUUUAUUAUACACAGCGUUACAAGAAUACGAAUCAAAUCGAGUUAAAGAGGAAUUCGAAGAUAAACUGGCUGGUCUAAGAUGGAGAAGCAAAUUUGGCAGACCUAGUAGUGUACCUAGUUUGGGUGACGUCGAUCCCACGGGCACCUAUUGUCCUGUUCCCGAAGACUGGUUGAAGAAAAAAUAUGCUUCAACAGUGCCAAAGCCAACAACUAAAGAGCUUUUGCAUUUAGCAUUAUCGAAUGCGAUACCAUUCAUAGGUUUUGGAUUUUUGGAUAACUUCAUAAUGAUAAUUGCUGGCGAUAGAAUAGAGAGCAGCAUGAGCGCGUACAUAACGCUGUCGACGAUGGCGGCGGCGGCGCUGGGCAACACGUUCAGCGACGUGAUCGGCAUCGGCUCCUCGUACUACGUGGAGCGCGCCGCGGCGCUCAUCGGCCUCGGCGCGCCCGCGCUCGCGCCCGUGCAGCUCGACAUGCCCGUCACCAGGCGGGUCACUAACAUGGGUCGAGUGAUCGGCAUCACAAUAGGUUGCUUCCUGGGCAUGAUACCCUUACUCUUCAAGAGCGACGACAAGGAAUCCACCAAACCGGACAGCCCCGAUAAAAAAGCGAAAAUAAAACCACCAAUCCGCGCUUGGUCCAUUAUCACCCUCCAAUCCGCACUGCGUCCAUUAUCACCAAUCCGCGCUGGGUCCGUUAUCAUCCACCAAUACGCGCUGAGUCCGUUAUCACCCACCAAUCCGCGCUGGGUCCAUUAUCACCCACCAAUCUGCGCUGGGUCCAUUAUCACCCACCAAUUCGCGCUGGGUCCGUUAUCAUCCACUAAUCCGCACUGGGUCCAUUAUAACCCACCGAUCCGCGCUGGGUCCAUUAUCACCCACCAAUCCGCGCUGGGUCCGUUAUCACCCACCAAUCCGACUGGGUCCAUUAUCACCCACCAAUGCGCGCUGGGUCGGUUAACACCCACCAAUCCGACUGGGUCCAUUAUCACCCACCAAUCCGCGCUGGGUCCGUUAUCACCCACCAAGCACCAGUAUUUUGAUUCAUGA